AUGGAGUUUCGGAUGCCAUCCUUUCUUGAGGCUUUGCUGCUUUUCUUCGGAGGUGAGUUAUCAAGCUGCACUACUGAGCAUCAGCACCGUGGCAAAGAGAUAAGAGCUUGCCUGUGUGCUUUGUAGAAAUUCUGUCACCAGCUUGGCCAGUCAAACUUGCCUUAGUCAAUCUGCUAUACAAAUUUAAUAAAUAAUAAUAAUAACAAUAAAUUCUAAGCUUCCAAUUAGCGACCUUCUUUACUGCCUCAUCAUGUAUUCAGUUGCAAUAGUAAAGAAUUUGUUGUUAACUAAAACAUGAAGUACCGUAUUUUUCGCCCUAUGGGGCGCACCUAGUUUUGGGGGGAGGGAAAUAAAGAAAAAAACUUUUCCCCCCAGGCGCGGGGCUGGGGCGGGGGAAGCCCAAGCUUCCCCCGACCCCAGUCCCCAGAACAGGCUGCUAUCCGCAAGCCUUGGGAGCCCGGUGGGAACUCCCGCGGGCUCCCAAGGCUUGCGGAUGCUCCUGAAGCCUGGAGACCAGAGGGUCGGUGCGCACCAACCCUCUUGCUCUCCAGGCUUCAGCGAAAGUCUGCAUUCGCCCCAUAGGAUGCACACACAUUUCCCCUUCAUUUUUGGAGGGGAAAAAGUGUGUCCUAUAGGGUGAAAAAUACGGUAAACCACUGCAAUUACUUUUGAAGCACAUGCAAUUAUGAUAUCAUACUAGAUCAAAUACUCUUUAAUAAGGAAAUACGCUGGCAUAUUCAAGGGAUGCUCAGUAUGUCUGAGUUUGCUGAAGCAUGUUUUUGUGACCAAUAGCAUACAGUGCAGUGGUACCUCGGGUUAAGUAAUUAAUUUGUUCCGGAGGUCCGUUCUUAACCUGAAACUGUUCUGAACCUGAAGACCACUUUAGCUAAUGGGGCCUCCCACUGCCACAGUGCCACCACAGCAUGAUUUCUGUUCUCAUCCUGAAGAAAAGUUCUUAACCCGAGGUACUAUUUCUGGGAUAGCGGAGUCUGUAACCUGAAGCGUAUGUAACCUGAAGCGUAGGUAACCCGAGGUACCACUGUAUGUGUUUUGCUUACUGCAGCCCAACAUAAAUAUUUUUCUUUUUUAAAAAUGUGAGCUGGGAAGAUUUCUGGCUGCUCUGGGUCCACCCCCUGCCCAGGGGAAAGAGCCAGAGAUCCUGCUGAGGCCUUAGUUCCACUAUGGAAUGGGGAGGCUUGUAAGGCCAUGGGCAUGAUUGUUCCUGAGUGCGUACUCCUGCACUGUGAAGUCUGUUUUGCCCCUUAGUAUACUGAGGAGCGGGAUGUGGGUGGUGCUGUGGGUUAAACCACAGAGCCUAGGACUUGCUGAUCAGAAGGUUGGCGGUUCGAAUCCCUGCGACGGGGUGAGCUCCCCUUGCUCGGUCCCUGCUCCUGCCAACCUAGCAGUUCGAAAGCAUGUCAAAGUGCAAGUAGAUAAAUAGGUACCACUCCGGCGGGAAGGUAAACGGCAUUUCCGUGUGCUGCUCUGGUUCACCAGAAGUGGCUUAGUCACGCUGGCCACAUGACCCAGAAGCUGUACACCGGCUCCUUCAGCCAGUAAAGUGAGAUGAGCACCGCAACCCCAGAGUCGGUCACGGCUGGACCUAAUGGUCAGGGGUCCCUUUACCUUUAUUCUGAGGAGCUGCAGUUGAUGAAAUGGACUGGGCAAGGACUGGACUAUGAGAGGCAUAUCUCACCCAGGAGCUGGCCAAGCAUGUGUUCAGGUUCCUAAUCAGGCCUGCCACGUGGCAGGGAGAGCCGCAAAGACAGUCAGUGUUGCUGCCUCCAUUGCAUCAAGGCUCUGUCCAGCAGGGCUUUGUUUUUUCAGAGGGAGGUAUGGAACACGCAGGAGUCUCUUUCAUAGGAAGAGAUCUUCACAAACCUUUCACGAUCUCCCAGUUCUGCUCAGUCUGCAUCCACAUGCUCCGAAAGGCUUUUACAAAUAGAUUAUUCUUUUAAGAAGAAAAGCGAUUUGCUGUACCAUUACAUAAUUCAUUGCAUAUGUCGUUUUUUUCCUUUUUAUAGUUACGUUGGCAAAGGUAACCAUGGAGCCAAAUGAAGGCAGCGUUGGCGGUGGAACCUGGAUCACACUGAGAUAUGAGGGUAGAUUCUGGGGCCCCUCAGAAACUGUUGGUGGUAUUUCUAGACAAAAAGGGGCAGUCAUAAGACUAGCUGCUCUUUGUGGCACCUCAACCCAAUUUUUAAAAGAAAAUGUUACUAGAUUAAUCAUGUGUGAUUUUGUCAACCAAUGGUAAUUUAUCAAUUAAUCUGUUGAUUAAAUUUGCAUGCGGGUGAAAACAAUAGUUUUAAAGCAAGAAGCACACUUUAAUUACUGCUCACGUGUGUCAGCCCACAUAAUCCUAGAGAAGAUAUUCUCUGCUAUGUGAGAGACAAUGGGAAAUACUGCAAACAAAGUAUUCUAAAUGCAAUUGCACUGUUGAUUCCUAAAAUGGCAUUAUUAUAUUGAUAAUUUUAUUUUCAGUCCCUUUCAUUAAUGAUUCCUAACUUGAAACCCACAGUUUCACAGCUGCCACAUUGUGGGUCAACAUCCUCAUUGAGCUGUCCAGCACAACCCCAAAUUCUCUUUCCUGGUCAGUAACUUCCACUUCAGAUCCUGUAAGUGAGAUUAUAUAUAUAUUUUUUGCCACAGAUUGUAUCAUUUUGCACUUGUGCACACCAAAUUGUGUUUGCCAUUUUAUGGCCAAUUUGCCCAGUUUGGAGAGAUCCUUUUGGAGCUCCUCAUGGUCUCUCUCUCUCUCUCUCUCUCUCUCUCUCUCUCUCUCUCUCUCAAAACUGCCUUGAACACCUUGAUAACAGCAAACUUGGCUAUUUCACUGCUCACCCCUAACUCCAGGUCAUUUAUGAGCAAGUUAAAAAGCACAUGCUCCAAUACAGAUCCUUAGGAGAAUCCACUUCUUAUAUCCUUCCAUUGUGAGAACUGGCCAUUUCCCCCCCUAUUCUCUGCUUCCUCCUCUUUCACCAUUAGUGAUGCACAAGAUGAUCUAUCCUCAUGUCCCAUGACAAGAGGCAAAUAAAAUUCAUUGUAAACGUAUGUAAAGUGAUCCACAUUGUGCCCCCAAAAAUAUUAAAUUCCCCUAUAUGUUCAUGGAGUUCAAACUGGCAGUGUCUGACCAGGAAUGAGACCAGCAGCUUGAUGAAAGGGUUGACCUGGUGUGCAGGAUCUGUGAAAAAGGCUAAUUCCAUGCAAAGGAUAAUUAGGGAAAAAACCUGAAAAUAAAACUGCCGAUAUCAUAAUGCCAUACUAAUCUAUGGUAUAACAGCACUUGGAGUACUGUUCACAGUUCUAGUUGCCUCUUCUCAAAAAUGAUAUUGUAAAUUGGAAAAGGCACAGAAUUUAUUAAGGGCUUGGAAGUGUCUGGAUUGUGAUAUAUGAUGGUGCUGUUAUGCACAAUGUCCUCUGUGCCCUGCACAUAUUGUCAGACAGGAGAUCAGUGUUUAUCCCGUUUCACCUUCUGUGCCUUAAAAUUUUGCUGUGUUUGCUUGUUGUUUGGUUGCCCACCAUUAGGCCUCUCAUAUCCCAUCAAUUGGUCUCACCUAGAAGUGUCGUUCUUGAAUUCAGUGCUGCCUACAGUACUGUGUGACAUUCAGCCUGUCAGUUUUGAUCUGUCCACCACAAAAUGCCAAACAAGGUAAGGAAGGUUCUUUGCAGUGCUAUUAUCGGGGGCAGAGCACAAUAGCAGAGAUCCAGAUUAGCCAAUCUGGAGCCAUCCAGAUACUGAACUGCAGGCCCCAUCAUCCCUGACCAUCUCCCUGGCUGGGUCUAAUGGGACUUGGCACCUAACAUCUGGAGGGCACCAUUUUGGCUACUCAGGAUAUAUGUAUAUGUCCUUCUGGUUAAAAUAUUUCCUGUGGUCCAAGAAGGGACAGUGGACUCAGACCAUCCCAAAACCAUGUUAGAGAAGCAUUCUGUUGAUAUAUGUGAGUUUACAAUGUGCUCUUGUAGGUUGUGGGAAUGGACCUACAUUCCUUACAUGCUUCAACCUUACUAGUGAAUGUAAUGAACAUAAAUUCAGGAAGUGUAUCUUAUUGCAACAAGCAAUGAGUCUCCUACAUGGAGGAAGGGAUCCAAACCCAACACGGAGGCAGGUUCUCAUCCACUGCUUCCUGCCCCUUUUAACGUGCCACCAACGAUUCAAACUGGGACCUUCUCAAAGCACGAAGAGAAAGUAAACAUUGUCCUAAGGCGACUGCUCCAUCAGGGCAAGCAAUGUGGCUUCCCAGACAGAAUGAUCCCUCUCCCACCCCCCGCAUGCUGCUCUGGGGGUUCUCCUGACAGCCCCCGACAGCCCCCAAUUUGAGGCAGCAGGAAGGGGAGAAGGCCCAUUGCACAAGCAGAAGUCCUUGCCCAGGGUUUUAUUUUUUAUAUAUUUAUUUACAGCAUACUUUUCAGAAUUUCUAAGCGGUGUACGUAAAAAUGUAACCCCCCCCCAAUGACUUGUAGAGGAUAAAAACAAUAAAAAUUCACCAUGAAAACAGAAAACUACACCACUAGAGCUAGACUGACACCAGUAAGGACAGACAUAUUAUAGGGCCUGUGGGAUUACUUGCCAUAUGUCCUCUUUUUCCAGGACACAUCCUCUUUUUCAUGUGUAGAGUCAUAGCGAUCCAUAGUUACAAGUAGAAGUCAGCAAAUGUCCUUUUUUUUUGCUCUUCAAAAUAUGGCAACCCUGGAUGGUCUUGCUAUGGUGUUAACAUUUUUCCUGCUCUUUUGUUAUGCUUUAACUCCACUUCUUGGUUUUUUUUCUUUUCAUGUGAUAUUUCUCCGUUUUUAAUUAUUUUCAGUUGCAGUCCUUCUGAAGAUAUACCAUAGGAUUGUACUGUUCAUUUUCUAUAUAUCUAUACUGUUGUCAGCUACCAUGAGCACGUUUCAAGGAUAGAAUAUCUGUCUGUCUGUCUAUAUCUAUAAAACCUCAGUGCUUUUUUGUGUGACCAUACUCACUGAUAUCAGCACCUUUCCCCCCCCCCUUCUUUUGCUGCCAUUUUGUCCUGGCACCCUUAGCACAUUAAGAUAAGAGUACCAGCAUUUCAUUUUUUACUCAAAAAGUCCUGAAUAAACUUGUUCUUCAGGGCUUAUUGCAAGCCUCUUGGCACCAGCCUUUGCUUGAAACACCAGCUUUAAAUACAGUGGUACCUCGGGUUAAGUACUUAAUUCAUUCCGGAGGUCCGUACUUAACCUGAAACUGUUCUUAAUGUGAAGCACCACUUUAGCCUAUGGGGCCUCCUGCUGCCACCGUGCCGCAGGAGCACGAUUUCUGUUCUCAUCCUGAAACAAAGUUUUUAACCUGAAGCACUAUUUCUGGGUUAGCGGAGUCUGUAACCUGAAGCGUAUGUAACCUGAAGCGUAUGAAACCCGAGGUACCACUGUACUGGUCUUGUUACCGCUCAGUAACAAAUACUUCGUUACCUCUCAGUUUUUAAUUAAGCAAAAGUCAUUGUCUUUCCGUUUAAAGAACAUUUCAAGUCUAAUUAGAUCUUCAAAAUGCUUGACACGCUAGUGUAGCUGUUAUAUUAGAAAGAUACACCAACAAGAGUCAUGUACCCCCUAUUCCCUGCUUUUAUGGCUUGGUUGCGAAUUUAUUAAUUUUUAUCAGACAGGGACUUUAAUAGGAAAAGUAUAUGUGGAAGAGAAAAGUUAUAAGAAAUGUAGGAUUAGUUUAUAUUCCAGACCAUAACAAGGAUUUCACCAAGUGCCAAGCAGGAAAUCAGAAUUUAAAAUGUUAACGACAAUGAUUAACAAGUGUGGCGCAUACCUGUGCCCUGAAGAGAAAGAGAGAAAAAAGCUUAAGUUUAAAGACUGGGUUUCUGGAUAAUUAUUACUAAGUUAAAACUUUGACCCGCUGCACUUGGGUGGCAAUUUGCAGCUGUCUCCUGCACUAUUCUUCCCCACUCCCAACCCUCCAGUAAAAAUAUCCCACCACUGUUUUUCUGGGAGAGCAGUUUUUCUUUUAAGUCACAUAAUGAGCAGCAAUCCAGAAGGUGAAGAUUUUCGUGUUACUGUACAUCUAUUGAGGAAAAGCUUUACCUGUUCAGUGACUACAUGCCAUUAACUGCGAAAGACACAGCCCUAUUUCUAAAAAAAAGGUGGCAACCCUAUAUCACCACCUGAAUUUGCAAAGUGGUGGCGGUGGAGUUAACUGAACUUUAUGUAAGUUUAGAAAGUCCUGGUUGCGUGUCGAGGUCCCCAGGUCCACCCCAAUAACUCACACAUCACACAGAAGUUUUUGUUUAAGAUUUUUGGCAUAAUUUUGGCCACAACUUUAUUAAAAUACAAAUUUGUGAGUGGUUGCAUAGGCAUUGGUUGCGACUAUCUGCCCCCACCAUGGGGGACAGACUGACAUUCUGCACGAUGUGAAAGUCAGAAUGGGGGAGUACACUUGGGGGUUACGUGGAGCAGGGAACCUGCCCUCACCCCAAAUGCAACCAGGAGCUCAUUGCUAUGGCCCGAGCCCCCUUGACAGAGUGGACAAGCAAUAGUUAGCUCCCAAUUCCUUUAGCGGAAUCCCUUGCAGCAGCAGCACUAGAGGGGCAGGCACAGCCAAUCCAUGCCCCUCAACCAACCAAACCAUAAACCAAUGCCUAACCGCGAACCUUACAAGUUGUGACGAUUUGCUACGCAGUAGGCAAAAACCAAAUGGCCACAGCCAAUCAGCCAGAUGGACAAAAUUCCUACCAGGCCCCCGCUCCAAAGCAGACGACCCCAUGACAGGCAUAGCAAGGUCAAAGCGAACAACCCUAUUCUAGGGAGGGAGGGACGGGCAAUCCGAUGCACGGGCGAAAAGAGGAAGCCCUAGCCUCGUGCAAGGAGUUUUACUAUUUCUGGCUGUCAAUCAAUAAAUGGCAACAUUAACUUCUUCCCAACAACAAGGGAAGCCCCAAUCGCAUCAGUGGCCAACGAUCAAUUAGCCCGCCCCCCAACUUUGGAGUGUCCUGGCGGCCCCCACCGCGACACGUGCUCUCCAUGAAGGAGAACACGCUUUCUCAGAUGGCAUAAAAUAGAAGUUACCUUAACAGACCUAGUCCUAUUCUGCAAUCCCCUCCUGCAACCCUCACCCCCAGCAGAGGAUCAGGCUCUAUUAGCUUUCCUAGGUUCUCCCCACAGACUAUAUAAUUAUCAGUGAAGCACCCGGGAGAUGAGGCAGCCAUGUUUUCUUCUCCAUGGUCUUCUCCUUCCAGGCCUUCCUUCUCUGCUCUUCUGAACCCAUUUUUUGUGUGUGUUUUUCUCCUACAGAAGACGCUGGGGAGUUAAUGACAAGAUGGGUGGGAACUGGGUGGGAGAAAUCAUGGCUGCCUCGUUUCUUUCUUCAGAUUCAAUAUUAAGCUUUACAUUUUAGUAAGGUGGACUCCAGUCCCUCUCAUGCUGCUUGCUAGCUAUCCUUUGCUCUUAUUAUUUCCAUUGAAGGGCUUCGCAGUGGGGAGGACUUUACCAACUCCAGUUCACUCUGAAUGGGCAAAUUAUCAACAACACGAAAGAGUUGCACUGUGACAACUGCAUAUUUCAGGUAUGUAUUCAAGCGGGUGGACGCGUGAUUAGGAGCAAUCCAGUAGCCAGGCCAUAGGACAUGGGCCAUUAAUACAUUGUUAGAAAUAAUGAUUUUAAUGCAGUGUAGAAUUUAGACAUUUAGAGCUAGCUCUGAGCCAGGGCUAGCUCAUCCUUGCAUUUAUGAGGUGCCCAGGCUCAAUGGCACAUUGAACGUACCCUUUAUCUCCUUGACUACCUAAGCUUUGUAGUACAAGUGAUGGUGCAAAGCAUGAGGCAUUGGCAAGCACGGCAGAGGAAGAAAACCUUGGCAUACACUGGAUAUAACCUUGUGAAUAGGAGUGGAACUUGCUCUCAUGGACUGGAAUGAAUAAAGGGUGCAGGAGGAGGCGAACGCUUAAUCUGUACCCAGUUCAUUCUCAUACAGCCUAUGCAAUCACACUCUUCUUGUGUGGUGAGUUCCCGACCCCCCCAGGUAGAAAUAAUGACACAAUUAUUAAGGUUAAUGGGCUAAAAAAGGCCACAACUUUAUUGGUUACAGGUGAUGAGCAGUAUUGGCUUAGGCAAUGGACCUAACCGACUAUAUCUGACUCCAGCCCAUCUGCUUGAAGUCUGGGAAGGGUUAACCACCAGUAGGGGGAGUCCUGCUGAUGCACAUCAACUAGGAGCUCCCCCGGGGUCACCAAUAGGGGUUGUGCCUUAGGCCCUAACCUCCCCAGGCUUCGGACAGGGCCACGCCCCCUGGAAUCCUUUAACGGACUACCCUUCAAUAUGCGGGGCAGGUGAUGGCGCUACCUCCCCUCUUUCCAUUGCCUAACAGAACUAUUCCAAUGCCAAUACUCAGAAAGUUGUGACGAUUUUGCUACAAGGUAGGUGAAAACCAAGUGGCUGGUGCCAAUUUGCCAAGUGAAAAAAUUCCUACCAGGCCCCUCAAUGGCGACCAACUGAGGUCCAUAGCAAGGUCAAAGAAAGAAAACCUUAGAGGGCGGGAGGGUGGUAAACCAGAGCAGCUGGCGGGUGGACAAAGAGGGAGAUCCCUGGCUGCGUCCUGCCUUUAUGGGGCAGGCCACACCCCCGGAGCAACCCGAUUGGCCAGUAGGGGGUGAUGCAGCCGGGAAUCCCCCAAUUGCGCGGGGCUGGCCCCCCAACUCCUGCGCACGUGGAGGGGCCGUGAAGCCCACAACCCCACCUCCUCCUUAUACGAAAGUGGCUUUACUUGACAAUUCAUUUAGCCCCGGUGAGAACAAAAGUAUCUUUUUGAUACUCCUCCAUGUCGAUAUGUUUGUUGGCGUGUAACAUGUGAUUAGGGCCGCAUGCAGGCUUAGUGACAGCCGGGACUUAUUUUCAAUGGAACUUUAACUCGGGAGCAUACACUUCUGAGCAUUUGCCAUGGCACAACCACAACAUUCGUAAGACCAGUCAAAGAUGCCCAGAGCACCCAUCUCUUGUGGUUUCAUCAGACUGAAACAGGCAACCAGUCUUACUACAUAUCUGGACGUGAAUUAUAAAAUCGCCCCUGCUGCUUGCUAAGUUGAUACAAAUGACCUCAAUUCCCUGGGACAAGAGCAGUUUGCUUGUCUCUAUGUUCUCUGUGGGUCAUCCUGCCAAGAGCUACUGAAGAUUUCUCUGUACUUGCGGUAGUGCUGUGUGGAAUAAUAUUUGGUAAACUGGCUGUGCAUAUGAGCUUUCUGUCACUGCAACAUCAGCAUGAAUGGCACUAAGGCUGGUGAGAUAUGUGUGGUUUGGGAAUAGAGAAUAAGCUUGCCUUUUGCUCACUGAGCUCACUCAGCUGUCUCUGCUUGCCAAUGAGCCAGAACUUUUACCAUGUCGUGUACAAGUGCAACCAAGGGUUUUCUGCGGCAUCGAGCAUGAGGAGUCCCAUGUUUCAGCAAAUUGCACAUUAAAGCUAAGGUGUUGUUUGGGAGUUCAGCUAGCUUAGAGAGCUGAUGAAAAACCACCAGGGGAUGCAGUUAAUGAGACACAUUCCAAGCGAAAUAAAACACACACUGCCUCUUUGUUUGGGGGCACGAGAACCUGUGAGCCAUGCACAUUAAAAAUUAAUUUUCUCUCUCUGUGGUAGUUGUAAAAACGUAGACAGCUGCUGGCUGUGACAGGUUUGGAGAAACCUGCGGAAGGUAUUCCAAGCAGCUGGCGGCCACUGUCUUCCUCUCCUCACGCUUCCUCCUCUGCUUCCCCACAGCUUUUGCCCAGUAGCGCAGUCAGAGGCUGACCUCAUGUCUCUGAUGAUCAGCAUGAAGAGGAGAAGAUUCAUUAAGUAUUCCGAUUGCUUCACCUUCCUCUUAGCGGGAGAAGUGCAAGGGGCAGAGUCUGUAAAGGAAGGCAGUUCUGUUGUGCUAGAUCAUGGAAGCUUACGGAAAGCCUGCUUUUCAAUUCUUAUUUGUAAAGAAUCUCGCAACUGUUUGUGUCAUCCCUUUGUAUCUAGAAUGAUAGAAUUCUAGAGCUGGAAGGGACCCAGGGGUCAUCUAGUCCAAGGCCCUGUAAUGCAGGAAUCUCGGCUAAAGCGACCAUGGCAGAGGGCUAUCCAACUUCUGCUUCAAAACCUCCAAGGAGUGAGAGUCCACAAGCCAUUGCUUUCAUGUUGUCAGUGUAGAGAUGCCACCAGCUACAUUUGGUAUAAUGCUAAACUAUGGUUUAGCGCUAUGUGCAUGAGUUGCAGUGAACCAAAAUGAAACUUCAGUCUCAUUCUCUCUCUCUGCCACUCUUCCUCUUGUGAAACCUGUAGCCUUCACAGAAUCUCUGUUUAGUGUGGUGAAUGAACCAGAGAUCAAGCUAUAAAACAAACUCUGGUCAGUUUCACAGCAAACCUUCUUAAAUCCAUGGGUUAUGAAGUUGGUUUGUUUCACCAACAAGUGUGCGUUUUAAACCAGUCUUUCCCUACCUUAUUCUGACCAUGGCCCGUUUCCGACCUUGUUUCCUUCCUGUGCCCCCUCAUGGGCAUAGCCAAGGGAGGCAGGGGACAGCUGCCCCCCCCCAAAUAAAAAUCAAUGCAAAUUCUGCCCCCCCUUAACAAAAUCCUGGCUACACCUAUGCCCCCUCCUGUCCUAUUUAUAAUUUUUAUAAAUUAUGCAAACUACAAUUACAUAAAAUCAUAGGAACACAAUGAAAUAUUGCUGAAGCAGCAAAACGUAGAAUCAAAAUCAAUGCAAAUUCUGCCCCCCUUAACAAAAAUCCUGGCUACGCCUAUGCCCCCUCCUGUCCUACUGGUAGAAAUGUUUUCUUAGUAAAUAGAAUAAGUUUUAUUUAUAAUUUUUAUAAAUUAUACAAAAUACAAUUACAUAAAAUGAUAGGAACAUAAUGAAAUAUUGUUGAAGCAGCAGAACGUAGAAUCAUCUUCCUAGUGCAAACCCCUGCUGUGUAGGAAACUUUGCCAAAGCAUCCAUGACAGAUGGCCACUCAACCUCUGCUUAGAAGCCUCCAAAGGAGAGUCCAGAACCUCCUGAGGAAGAUUCAUCUUCCAUAGUAAAAAGUAAGCAACACUUACUUGACCCCAGUGAUUUGACACAGAGGAGGAAACCUACAGAUACAGUCCAAAAGGCACACAAGGAGUUCUGUAUAUAUGGGAGAAUUUUAAAAAGCAAGUUGUCCUCACUGAUCUGGUGCAAAAAGAUUUUGUUAUCCGGAGGAGCCCUGGCUGCCUAGAUGAAACACUAUAGCCCCCUGCACCCUUACGUAGGAGUAAGGCCCACUGAAUUCAGUGCAACUUUCUUCUGAGUAGACAGUUAUUUACUAGAUGCAAGUCAGCAGCACCAGACGCCCCCACUCGGCUAGGCGCUGGGGUGGACUUCACCUCGCAACUUGCAGAGCUAGGUCGACACUGCCGGCAGGCCCUGUGCCCCUUGACAACAUCCAAAGGGCCUGAUCCGCUAGGCGCUGGGGUGGAUUGCACGCUGCGCCUUGCAGAGUCAGGCCCAGGCUGCCACCAGACCCAGCACUGGCAGCAUCAACAAGCAGCUCCGCCUCACCCAGCCCUACCCAUUGCCACCCUACCACUGCACUUGACUGACCUGGGGGCAGAGACGACCCUUGGUGGAAUCUACACACAUAUAAAAAAUUCUGUGGGAAAAAAAAAACUUUAAAAAAAGUUUUGAAAAAUACAUUGAAUUUUGCAUAACUCACUUUCGCCAUCUAGUGUCACAUUUGUAUAUUGCACUUUACAACACAUUUAAAACGUUUUAUUUGCAACUCUGUAGUUAGAGAAGGGUUAUUUUAAUCAAGUGACUAACUCCUGAAAUCAUCAUCUACGCUGUUCAGCUACAAACAGCAUUUUCUAUACACCACUGAUAGACAUCAGUCUUUCCAGUAUCUUUGCAGGUUAACUUUAGGAACAAAAAUAAUAAAAAUGCUAAAUAUUAAAAUGCCAUUUGUAUUUGGAAUGGAUGAGGAUGGGUGAUGGACAGGGGAUGAAGGAACCUGCAGGAGAGGCGGGCCAGAGAUGUUUUCUCAGGGUGUGAGGCUGAGGGAAAAGGGGGAAGGUUGGAGCUGGGAGGGUUCAGUCUUCUGUGUGUGGAAUAAGGAUCAAGGUAUAGUGAUAGAGGGCUUAAUAUUAUAUAUACACAUUGGGUUUUUUUCAUUCUUCCUUUGUUUUCUAUUAUUCUUUUCUUUCUUUUUUAUUUUAGAUUAGUUGGGUUUUUAUUGUAUCUUAUGUUGAAAACUCUCAAUAAAAAUUGUUAUAAAAGAAACUCUCAAUAAAAAUUGUUAUAAAAGAAAGCCUGAAAAUGAACUGAAUGCAGUUACGGAUAUUAGAGGUAAAUUAAGGCUCCAAUUACAAGUGGCCUUCCAAAAUAAUUUUACCAUUCUCCACACCACAGAAAGGCCGUAUUGCUAAUGGUAUCAGUAAUAUACAUUAAAAGUGACUACUGGGUUUGUGGAGAGGAAAUUGCCUAUAAUCCAGCUGGCAAAAAAAUGUCAGGUGUCUGAGAAAGCAAAGAGGAGGGGCAAUUAAAAGCCGAAAUGUGUUCUGGUCGUGCCAUGGCUCCUUCACUGGCUUCUUCCCAGAGGAUUUGUGGGAACGAAUGUCACUUAUAACAUUUAACAAACAGGUCACUGAUACAUAUUUCAAGAAUAAUUUAUUAUAAUUGUGGACCAUAGAUAAUUGAAAAACAGGAGAUGAAUAUAUUGGAUAUUUGAGAAAGGUGAGAAUAUUUGAAUUGCUUUUAAUACCAGUAAGUAUCAGAAUGCAAAGUGACUGGAUGAAGUUAGGUUUGGGAAAGAGACAGGAUUUUAUUCACUAACCAAAAAUUCAUUCAAAAUAUUCAAAACUAGAAAAAUAUCUAAUGUCUAAACGAUGUGGCACUGAAAAAGCAGCCUGAAAAAAUGUUAGGAUUGUACAGUAUUUUGCAGAAUUCCUUAGGGCAGGCUUCAGCAACUGCGGCGCUCCAGAUGUCUGCAACUCCCAUGAUCCCUAGCUAGCAGGACCAGUGGUCAGGGAUGAUGGGAAUUGUAGUCUCAAAACAUCUGGAGGGCCAAGGUUGAGGAAUCCUGUCUUAGGGUAUCAAAUCAGGCUCCACCCCUCACCAGCUGGCUGCCUUGGUAGCCAAUCAGAGAAAGGCCACAGCCCUCUGGUGGAAUUCUGAGGCACUGCAUCACCAGACUCUGGUCUGGCUCAGCAAUCCGUAAUAAAUUAGCUUAAUACAUGGGUAGGCAAACUAAGGCCUGGGGGCUGGAUCCGGCCCAAACGGCGUCUAAAUCUGCCCUGUGGACGGUCUGGGAAUCAGCAUGUUUUUACAUGAGUAGAAUGUGUCCUUUUAUUUAAAAUACAUCUCUGGGUUAUUUGUGGGUGUGGCGAUCACACAGGGCCCCCGGAUGUUUGACGGGCUCUUGAACCUGUGCCACCAUUGAGAUUGCUUUCUUCGCUGCCACCACCCCGUUUCUCACGGGGACACACGGAGUCCAGACAGAUGUUAACAUUAACAAAUAAUCAAGUUUAUUUUUAAAUGCAGGAACAAGCUUAUGGUUUCAGUUAAUUUUUCUUGGCAGUUUCUUAAUCUUAGUUUCUUACUGACCUAUCUGUUCUUAACAACUUUAAUCUGAUUAUUCCAACUAUCUAUCUAACUCCACCUGACAAUUCCUCUCACUCUCUCACAAUACAACUCGACCAACCCACUGCCUAUUCCUCCCUCUUCCUUCUCCAAUUCCCAAACCUCAACUGACUUUCAGAACCUCCCACUCUAAUUUUUACUCCUCCCUUGCAUUCUCACUGGCCAAUCACAUCACACUCCUUUAACCCUUUCCUUAUGACCCACCUAGGAGGCAAACGCCACAGUGGGGCAUAGGAAUUCGUUCAUUAUUUUUUUCCAAAAUAUAGUCUGGCCCCCCACAAGGUCUGAGGGACAUUGGACCGGCCCUCUGCUGAAAAAGUUUGCUGACCCCUGGCUUAAUACUUAAUUCUGUGAUUUUUCUGCCCUUCUUCAAAAAUGGCAGAGUACAGACAACCAUCAACAUAAGUGGAGUAUUCCUACUACAUGGCAAGAGUACGCUGAUGUCUCUCUCUCCAAAACUGUGAAUGAAACAAUAGUUUUGUGAAAGGCAAUGUAAUAUAAUAUAUAUUCUUUUCUUAACAGUUCUCUGUUGCACACACUCCUGUGGUGUAUCGUGUGGACCCCCCCUAUGGAGUCCCAGGUAAAGGAUGGACCUUAACGUGGAGACCGCAUGUCUUUAUUUAUACAAUUGAUGGGGAAAACAACUUAUUUAUGAUUUACUUGUCAAGAGCUUUUAAGAGUCUUCCUUCUCUUUGGAUGGUCUACAUUCCCAGGCUGAUGAGUCCUAUACACAAAAAGGAGCAUAAGAUAAGGGAAUAUGGCAGAUACCAGAAAGAACAAUGAACAGUGUUUUCCUGUAUCUUAUUUCAGGCUAUUAUUACGAUUUUCUGACCUUCCGAUCCCCAUUAUUUUUAAAAUUCGCAUAAGCCUACAUGCUAUAUCCUCAAUUGUGUUUCCAAGCUAUUUCGAAGUCAUUAACAUUAGUUAGGCUCAUUACAGCAAUUAAGGCAAUAAUAUUAAGAAGCAGUUUAGGUUAAUAUUAUAAUGCUGCAACCCUGAGUUAACUUUAAAAUUAUAUAUAAUGUUAUAAUGCUGACCUGAAAUAAGAUACAGGAUAAUGCUGACUAAUGUAUUGACCUCUUUUGUUUUAAUGUUAACAAAUACCACAUAAAAAUAGUACAAUUUUGACUCCUCUUAACACCAGCCAUGGAGAAUUUGUUAUCUAUGUAUUAUUAAUUAUGAUUCUUGCUUAUAAUUUUUAGAUUUGUAAUACUUACAGAGGGCAUCUUCUACUGCACUGAAGAAAUCAAGGCAGUAAAACCCAACUCCCCAUCUUCCUCUACACAGAUUUUCAUUUUGCCUUUUAAAUAAUUCCCCCACCCCCAUCCUUAUCCUGUUAGGAAAUGUAAUGCAAGUCUAUGGUCUUAUCCUGGCCCAAGAAUUUGAUGCCUACAGCUUUAACACAGAUUUUAUUGAUGGGUAAGUGUGUUUAUUGCUUCCUUCAGUUCCUCUGUGCAACUCGAUAUAGGGUUAUUCCCUUUGCAUUUCCAGGAUGGGGAACUGUAGCCCUCCAGUUGCUGGACUCUAACAUGCCCAGCCCCAGCCAGAAUGGCCAAUGGUCAGCCAUGGUGGGAGAUGCACUCCAAGAACAUGAGCAGCCCCACAGGCCCCGCACCCCAACCAGUGUUGGAUGUAGGGUGGUGUGAAUGGAUCCUCUGCACAGGGCACUGAGCCAAGGAAGCUCAAAAUUGAGAAGACCCAAAAUUGAGAAGAUCCAUUUGGGGUUGCCAUAUUACGAAAGAUUUCCAAAGCCUGCCCCUGUCCCAACCCUGGCUAUAAUUAAAUAAUACAUUUGGAUUGUUACUGUGCAUGGGGGAGAGAAAUGUAUUGUGGACUUGCAUUAUUAUGGGUUGCCUUGAACUAACAUUGCUUCUUCCCUCUCUCUGCCCCAGCCCUGUUAUCCUCGAGGCAGAAAGAGAUGGAUGGAUAACCAUUUGUUCCCUUGCCAAUAAGCAGAUGCGCAGCAUGUAAGUUGCUCCUCACAGCUUUGAUUCCAAUGCUUUUUUGCUGUGAGGAUUCACAAAGCUUAUAAUGGUGCAGGAUAUUUGGGGCUCCUAUAAAUUAGGGAAGGCACACUAAUAGUUUUGAUGCCAAUGAAAUAUAAUCUCUGUCCUUCCAUCCCUACCCUCAGCUACAAAAUUGGUCCAAAUGAUUAUUUCUAUAUACAAGCAGUUUUCUGUCUGAAUUCAUGGAUGCAAAUUUGUGUGUGUGAUACCCUUUUUGUGCAUUCACCCUUCGUUUUCUCACAUGUACCUUCAUUUAAAUAUGUGUGUGAGUGCUUGCUUAUAUGUGUGCAAGACCAGCACCAGAGUCAAGGGCCCCCACUACCUGACUCAUGCUCUUCCCAUGCAGCCAUUCAUUGUGGCCACACAGUAUUUUUCUUUUCUUUUCUGCUGCUGCCAUGGUGACAGCAAGAAUAUCAGCCAGUCUGUGGCAGCUGGUAGCCCCUGGGCUUGGUGGGGCAGCCUGUGUCCAAGGGGGACAAUAAAGUCUCUCGUGUGGGACCAAGAAGGUCACGUGGGAGGGGCCGAGUUGUUCUGCCCCCAUCCUCCUGCCUUACAAAGGUGUGGAUGCAAGAGCAUGGCAGCCGGGGAAGUACUGAAUGCCUAACUAAAUGGAGAAGUGCCUAUCCUUGGUUUAGAAGGGGUCCCUGCUGUCACAAUUUGUAGUGUUGGAUUAGUGUCACAGUAACUCUGUUACUGCCACGGUUGCAGUUGCCUCCAGAAUAGACCACUGAGAAGGUAGAAAGUGAAAGCAGAUUAGGAAGUCGAAAUCAUUGUUUAGCUGUGCAGUUAGAAACUCAAAGCAUGGUUUGGGUUCUGAAUGAUGGUUCCUGUGAACUCUGCUUUGGUUGUAGUAUCUGAGUAUAUGUAUGUCCUUGAGAGGAGUGAGGUUGUUAGUGGUAUCGCAUCAUGCAAUAAUUCAAACACAAUGAGGUCAAUCGAUCAAGCCCUCUCCUGCUGCUUUUUGAUGUAAAGACCUUUGUUUUGAAACAAGAAGACAGUGAAGCUGGCCUGUUAGGUAUUUUAAUGAAUCAUUAUUUAAAAGUUCCAAGGCUAGGCUGUGACUUUUCUGGCUUUAAAACAAAAGAAAACAGGUCCAGUAUUAACUUUAUUAUACAAUUUAAAAGUUUUUUUUCUAGUUAUGCCCUCUGGCAGAAUAACUUAGAGCUGAUUCAGUGCCCAUAUUUGGACUCCCUGUCCCUAUUCAAGGUGACUUCCACCCCUCCCAAUUUCAUGGGUGGAUGAUCCAAGUCUGAGAUGCAGUAAUCUCAGUUCUUCAUUAGAGGCCCAGUUCCUGAGCUGCUGCAAAUGCUUCUAAAACACACAAAAAAUGGACAGAUAGUUCUCCCAGUUGUUGUCUUUAUUAGAUUUAAAGCAGGUGAAUCAAUAUUUGUUGUCAGAGUUCAUGUGCUGAAGCUACGUUGUGUCCCUAGACUACAUGUUUAUAUUUAAAGCAUUUUGAUGGGGAGCACUAAAAAUCAAAAAUAUACUGUGGCCUUUAGAACCUAAGGAAUGUACAUUCAUUCACAAAAUAGUAUUUGUUUCUCGAUAUCCUAUUACCACUGCAUGGGGACAAAUUGGAGAGUGGGACACAAAAUUAACAGGGCAGCCAAAACUAAAUUUCUCAGUGCAUGCUCAGACAUCACUUGCUGAGCAUUUGAUGUGAUGGGUUUGGAUGUGGCAGAACACAUUCAGUCCUUUGCUGUCUUUGAAGUAAAUGAACAGUACUCAGCUCAGCUUCACAUAAUAUGUUCUAUCUCCUUUCCUUUGCCUCUAUUGCAUCUUCAUGGUUCAUUGUAUUUUAUCUUCCUUUGUUUGCAGAUAUCCCAUUCAAGUCGAUCACGGUCUGGGAACUGUAGCAUGCCGAGUGGAAGGGAACCAUAUUGGUCAGUGGAAAGCAGGGAAAUAACAUGCAAUCUUGAUUUUAUUCAGUAACAUAAAAAUCAAGAGGGCUAAUAUAAAAAAGGCUACUGUUGGGGUUAUGGGCCGUAUGGCCAUUCUCUUUUCGAAAAGGGGAGAGCUGUUUACAAAUUACUUUUCUCUUUGUUCUUGCUACUUGGGGCAUUUUUCCCCAGCUCACACUUUUGGCAACCAUGAUAGACCAACUGUAAGCAACAAGUGUAUCACAGUGAAUGCCUUGCUGAAGCCAUAGAGAACAGGCACUCCUAGCAAGAGUUGUUCCUCCCAAGAAGCACGAGGUGUGGUUUGGGGGGGGUGGGGAAUGGAGAAGAAACAGCAGCUUGUCAGGUGUCUGAUGAUGUUUCUGAACUGGGUGCAAAAGACAUGGGCAUUUCAGAGCAAGUGAGGCACGUUAGUUAACUCUGUAUGUACAUGAAAUGAUUCACAUUCUUGCAUUGAGAUGUGUGCUUUUUCUCUUCUUACAGGGUCACAUAAUGUUAGCUUUACGGUGUUUAACAAAGGAAAGUAAGUAAGGGAUAAGUUGUUUUUUUUAAAAAAAUGGCUAAUUUUAUAGUUAUGUUGUGUUUCUGAAUGCCUUAUUUUUCAUUUAAAUACUAUUUAAAUACACAUAUAGCUUCUGCUUUGGAAAGUGGUUGUAUUCAGAAGAUGGCAUUCAAGGUGUCAGUGAUGUUUCCUGUGUCUGGGUCUGAAAAUAUGCUCUGAGAGCUUGUUGAUGCUCACCUCAAGGUACAGAUGAGCACUAGAAAGUCCCAAAUUGUACCUGGCUUUUCCCACCCAGCCCCCGAAUGGCAAGUGGAGGAGAACUAACAAUUCAUCACUGAGGAGGUGGGACAAGAGCUUCUUUUCCACAGGUGGACUGGUGCUUCUUCCCUAUGAGAUGUUUGGGGAGCUGCAAUGUCAUUAAAUCUUCCCACUGAAAUCCCUGGAAAACAGUGUAUCCAUUCAUUUCAACAGGAAGAUUUAAAGAUGCUAAAAUUCUAAAAUCAGCUGGUAGGAGGCAAACAGUCACCUGUCUUUGAAAACUUGCACCAACGUCUUUCAAAGCUGUAGCCAACCUCUAGCUGCAAAGAUGCCUUUUGAAGUUCAGGGGCAUCCCUUCCAGGGGACACAUUGGGCUGUGCAGGGCUUGGCUGCAAAGUCUUCAGCAGCCAAAUAUAAUUUAAUGCCUCAAUCUCCCUCACUGCAAAGAGCUAGCUGUGCACAGGUGGGAGGGUUUUUUUUCCUGGACUUGUGAGAGUAGCCUUUGAAAGCCAGAAAUGGUGUCAAUGGUGUCCUGCGUUUUCCUGAUCCCUGGGUUGUCACUGAUUUUGCAUGGCCAGGAGAGUCCCGUGUUGUGGCUGCAUGGAAUUGCCAUCUGUACAUGGUUGGGAUGCUAUGUUCUGAUCUCUCUCUCUCUCUCUGUGUGGUGGGGAUGGCUCAGUCAUGGUGGGAAUCACUCAGCUUGUAUAUGAGCCAGUCUUAACAUGAGUCACAGGUGGCUUGCCCCUUUCUAGUUGGUUUCAGCUUGGUGGAUUCUGGAACCAUAUCAAGACAGAAAUCCACUAUUUUAUUUUUCAUCUGGAGUUUCAGCAAGAUCAAUUUUUGGAAGGGGGAGCAAGGAGAACAAAUUAUUUUAACACAUACAUUGAGUAUAAGCUCAAUUUUAGCAGUGUAAGCUUAAAGACAAGUCUCACCUAGUUGAUCUUCCAGCAGAUUCUAUCUCAUCAGGAAGUCCGUUCCAUAGGAUGUAGGAAUUGGACUUAUAGUGUGGUGGCACAUAACCUCCCAUUUUGUAUCAUGUAGACACUGCCACAAUUGCCUUUUUGUCACCUAUGGAAGACCUUUUCCAACAAUCCUUCAAAGGCGAGAUUUUUGCCUCAGUGUUAUAUAUAGUCUAGCGUUGAUGCUCUUAUUGUUAAAUAGCUUCAGGAUAUUUCAUGGGAAGCAAUUCAUGAGUGAAUGAAUGAAUAACCAAGUUUGCCCUCUGGAGGUCAAUAAUGCAGCAGAUUCCCAUGACAUAUGGGGUGAGUGAUGAAAGCGUUGCAUGUGUAGGUCCCCAGGCCACCCCUCAAAUAAUUUCACACAUAACACGUAAUUUUAGUUUUGGUUUUUGGGCACUAUUUUGGCCACAACUUUAUUAAAAUACAAAAUCAGUGAGUGGUUGUUUAGAAUUGGUUAUGACUAUCUGUCCCCCCGCCUGGGACAGAACUGAUAUACCGAGGUCCGAUCGGAAGCCAGUAGAAGGGAAAGUCAAAAUUGGGGAUCAUUUGAGCUAAGCGUCAGAUCCACGCCGCUCACCCCAGCAGCUCCCCAAGGCUUGCCAGCCCUGGUCCCAUGACAGGGAUUGGACGAAAUCGUGGCAAGCCCCAGGAUUCCUCUAACGGAAUUCCCUUCAGCACAAUAGGAGGGGCAGGCACAGCCUAUCCUGACCCCUCCACCACCAGCAUUUUAUAACCAAUGCCUAACCGCAACCUUACAAGUUGUGACGAAUUGCUAAGUAGUAGGCAUAAACCAAAUGGCACAGCCAAUCAGCCAAAUGGCAAAAUUCCUACUAGGCCCCUGCACCAAGGCAGACGACCCCAUGACAGGCAGAGCAAGGUCAACCGGAAAAGAGGAUGGGCGGGCGGGUGAUCCGAUGCACUCUGCAAAAGAGAAAGAGAAACCAGAGUGCCCCAAUAUUUAAAGACUAUGGUCCCACCCACCCAAUUUGCAACAUACAAUUUGCCCCAGCAACCCGGUUAUCCAAUCAAAGUACCAGGCAACAACCAUUAACCUGCCUGGCAACAAAUAGGGCUGACCCGGCGGCCCACAACGCAACACGCGCUCUCAUUUAUGGAGAACGCGCCUUCCCCAAACAACUAGCUUAUUGCAGUUCUGCACACAUUUCUUUUUUCACUCUGCAUUGGAAUAUCUUACAUAUUCCAGUCUUAAUUUCCUUCUGUAUUAGUGUUGCUGUUCACUCACUCGCUUUUGUGUUGCAGGUCAGUGGUGAACAAGGAUACUUGGCUUAUCAGCGCAAAACAGGACCUUUUCCUGUACCAGACAUUCUCAGGUAUAUUGCCCUGCCGUCUUUCAUUGAAGAGGAUUCUGGAAUUAAUCCCACUGCCAGUUCAGUCUACAAAUCUGCUGUAAUUAUUUGUGUAGAAAAGGAUAAUGAAACAGAAGAAGCAGGGGAGACAGGGGUAGCUUCACUCACUCUCGACUCUGUCCUUGCUCAUUUUUGGUUCUGGGCCUCCUACCCAGUUUUUACUCCAGAUCUCCCUUUCCCCGUUGCUGGUAUGCCGCUCCUGACAGAUUAUCCCUGAGAAAAUUGGUCUUUCAGCUGAAAAAUGGUUGCCCAUCUGUGCCCUAACCGCAUUCAGCACUAACCACACUUCUGUGAUUAGCUGAAAAUGAAAGCAAAAGUUAGAUUUCCCUCCUGCUGGAGAAGAAGAGAGGAGAAGGAGAGCACAAACCUUUUGUGGAGCAUGAAACUGAGGGUUUGUGUUAUGAUUAAAACACUGUGUGCUUGUGUGUGUUUGUAUCUGCUGGAGAAAGGGGGAUUAAUUUUUAGAUUGAGAUUUUAAACCUGAUCCCCAUUGUCCUGCAGCCCAAACCAUUAUUCUUUUAUUCACUUUACUCCUUUCCCAGUUAGUUUGAAUUUUGCAAAGCUCCCAGAACCUGCAGCUCAGAACAAAUGUGUCCAAUGUGAAUAAUUUCUUUUGAGCAUGGAUUGGGGUUGUUUUGGUGCAAGACAGAGUCUAUGUGAUAUAAAACCAGUACGUGGUUGUGCUAUUUUAUUUUAGCUAACCUACAUCGAAACGGAACUAAAUUUCAAUUAUUUCACUUCCUCUGCAGAAAUAUUUUCAGUGUCUCCAGCUGGAGGGAGCCUGGGUGGUGGAACCGAUCUCACCAUCACAGGAGACUUCUUUGAUACACCUGUGCAGGUCACAGUUGCAGGUAAUAAUGUUGAAAUCAGUCUUCAUGUUUCUGGAAAUGUUAAUUUCUCUGGAGGUGUAUCACAACAUGUGUUCAUUUCCUUUGAAGCAUGUGGUAGGUACGUCCGUGCUGGUGAUCCUUUAAGAAGCUUGGACUGGCAUUUUGCGCUGAAGCGAUAUCCUUCUCAUUCAUGUUUCUCUUCCCACCCUCCAGGCAGUCCCUGCCAAAUUAAGCAUGUUAUUCCACGAAAGAUAGUCUGUACAACUGGAGCCGUUGGUGUGCACAGAAGACUCAAUGGCCCUAAACCAGGUGCACUUUUAUUGUGGCGCGUCCAAGUGGUAGCUUCCCUCACAAUUGGUUUGAUGUUUCAGCAUUAG
Molecule: messenger RNA, 21753 nt
Organism: Podarcis lilfordi (Lilford's wall lizard)
Lineage: Eukaryota; Metazoa; Chordata; Lepidosauria; Squamata; Lacertidae
Source: the annotation of a GenBank genome assembly